Messenger RNA from Chelonoidis abingdonii (Abingdon island giant tortoise), 669 nucleotides. The record is from RefSeq and is a predicted model, not a curated record. Lineage: Eukaryota; Metazoa; Chordata; Testudines; Testudinidae.
CAUCUCUUGCAGAAGAGGGAAAGGACCAGCCACAGGACCAAGUCUUCAGGUUGGCCACAUCCUUCAGGAACCUGGAGCUUGAACCAGGGCCCACCCUAUGGAUGGGAGAUGAUGACAAACAGAGAUGGGAGAGACUACUUCAUCAAUCACAUGACACAGUCGGCCACAUUUGAAGACCCUCGAAUAGAGAACUGCCAAAUCACCCCUCCAGCCCCUCGUAAAGUGGAAAUGAGGAGGGAUCCUGUGCUGGGAUUCGGUUUUGUGGCUGGCAGUGAAAAACCAGUUGUUGUACGCUCCGUAACACCAGGUGGCCCCUCUGAAGGAAAACUUAUACCAGGAGAUCAAAUCAUAAUGAUUAAUGAUGAGCCAGUCAGCACUGCUCCAAGGGAGAGAGUCAUUGACCUUGUCAGAAGCUGCAAAGAAUCGAUCCUCCUGACUGUUGUUCAGCCUUACCCUUCUCCUAAAUCAGCAUUUAUCAGUGCUGCAAAAAAGGCAAGAUUGAAGUCCAACCCAGUCAAAGUGCGCUUCUCUGAAGAGGUCAUUAUCAAUGGCCAGAUUUCAGAAACUGUUAAAGACAAUUCACUUCUCUUCAUGCCAAAUGUACUGAAGGUAUAUCUUGAAAAUGGGCAAACCAAAUCCUUCCGUUUUGACUGCAGUACUUCAAUAAAG